CCAGCGCAAAGGAGGAGUAUUCUAGUUCCCGAAAACUUCGAAAACGGUAUCAAAUUAGUGGUGAUUUAGUUGAGUCAAGCGGAUGCAAACCAUGAACAGUAUCGGUGAUAAUUGUACCGAGUUGAAGAAAAAAUACGACACCUGCUUCAAUCAGUGGUUUUCGGAUCGAUUUCUAAAGGGGGAUGCCGACGACUCGGUGUGUGCGCCACUGUUCCGGGUGUACCAGCAGUGUGUGAAGGACGCCAUGAAAGCCCAUCAGAUCGAGUUCAAGGAAAUCGAAACGGACCAUCUCGGGUCGGAAAGAGAGCAAAAGGUUCCUCCGAAGAGCGGCUCCAGUUGACCCUGAACGGUAUCGCUCGGCAGCAUCACCACCAGCACUGGCCAUUGAACUCGACGAAACUGAGCUGAAGGACUUAGAUCAAAUCAAAUUAAAUCAAUUCCACACGAUGACGGGCUGCUCUACGAUCGCGUUGCGAGUGAUAUUUAUAUGCAACUCGUUCGGAGUGGUUCAUCGGAAGCAAUGCUUCGCACUUUCUUUCUUCUGUUUUUUUUUUUCUUCAACAGAGAAGUGGGAAAGUGGUGUGGUAUAGCCACUUUCUCUAGUCGGAAGGAAAGAUGUAAUGUUAGUAAUCGUAAAGUUUAAGGAGACGUAUGCAAAGGAAGCUAGAUAAACCGUAAAGUUCGAAGAACAACCACUGUGUCAUUUUAAGUUGUUCGACGGCUUGAAUUAAUUUUAGGUUUUUUUUAAAUACAAUCUUAAAGGAACGUGUUCUUUCGCUGUUAAGUAC
This is a messenger RNA of Ochlerotatus camptorhynchus, 788 nucleotides long. RefSeq names its product TP53-regulated inhibitor of apoptosis 1-like. Gene Ontology annotation, cellular component: mitochondrial intermembrane space; cytosol; nucleus. Gene Ontology annotation, molecular function: phosphatidic acid transfer activity. The record is from RefSeq and is a predicted model, not a curated record. Gene Ontology annotation, biological process: phospholipid translocation. Lineage: Eukaryota; Metazoa; Arthropoda; Insecta; Diptera; Culicidae. The transcript is spliced from 2 exons. Bases 83 to 340 code for a protein of 85 amino acids.